Molecule: messenger RNA, 860 nt
Organism: Chinchilla lanigera (long-tailed chinchilla)
Lineage: Eukaryota; Metazoa; Chordata; Mammalia; Rodentia; Chinchillidae
Exons: 5
Coding region: 1-732 (243 amino acids)
Source: RefSeq, a predicted model, not a curated record
AUGCUGAGAGUGGAGGAACUCAGUGGGGUAGUAAAACAAGGCCAGAGUCUCACUCUGCGGAUAGCAGACCAGGAGGAGUCCGGCAGGGGCUUGGCAUCCCUUGCGUGUCUGCGUGCCCGGCUCUUUGCUGGGCUCCUGGCUGCGUCCCCUGUGGAAUCCUCCUGCCCAGCCUGUGCUGAUGCAGUGGGAAAGACCUCAGGGCCCUGCUUCUCCACCAGGGAGGAGGCCCAGGCCUGGCCCGAGGCUCUGGGCUUCGUUUGUCUUCUCCUGCAUCAGAGUCUCCUGGGAGGCAGGAAAGGAAAAGACAGAGCCCAGCAGAACUGCCAGCCAAGGGGUAUUGUCCUCAGUGAGCGCAGUGACACGGAAAGCUGGCCUGCUGCCCGGGCGCAAUGCAUCAGACCCCACUGUGCACCGUGCCCCAGCGAGGGCGUUGGAUCUUCACACCUACACAGGGGGCUUUGGCCCUAUGAGACAGGGAGAACACGGCCUCCACUUGCAAAGAUCUGCCCUCCUGCGAGGCAGCGUCUAUUAGACUGUCUUCUCCUCCGCCAGCCCCGCGCAGGUCCCCGGCCCGGCUCGGGGGCCCGCUCUCCCGGCGACGCGGCACCUGCGAUGCGGCCGAUCGGAAGAGGCGCGCUGGUGCGUGGACCUGGCCGCUCCUGUCCGGCUUCCUCGCGUUUUCCAGCCGAGGUGCGAGGGCCGCGUGGCUGGGUCCUGGGACGGCUCCACUGAGGCCGGGAGAGGAAAGAACCGGCUCCUGGCAGGGGCCGGGCGAGAGCGGAGAAGGGAGCGGACACCCCCGGCCCACCUGCCCGGCGCCAGGUGCCAAAGCGCGCUCAGGCGUCGGUCCUGGGGCUGUG